Micropterus dolomieu (smallmouth bass) is the source of this 1072-nucleotide messenger RNA. RefSeq names its product sorting nexin-10B-like. NCBI's taxonomy places the organism in Eukaryota, Metazoa, Chordata, Actinopteri, Centrarchiformes, Centrarchidae. The transcript is spliced from 7 exons. Gene Ontology annotation, biological process: intracellular protein transport. Bases 193 to 921 code for a protein of 242 amino acids. Gene Ontology annotation, molecular function: phosphatidylinositol binding. The record is from RefSeq and is a predicted model, not a curated record.
UGCGCUUUGAGACUACAGCAAACACGUUUCUCUCAAGAGGGAUAUUGUUGUCUCUCCGCGCAGCUUAACACGUAGAACAGGCGUCGCGGCUGAGGUCACACUGAGUGGUUAGCAGCAGUGCCGUCCAGGCAGGGCUGAGACUCAAGGCACACCACUGAGCUGCUCAGAAGGGAAAAGGUUUGUGUAUCUACUAUGGACAGUAUACUAGAAAAUCUCUCUAAAACUGAGUUCAUCAGCAUUUGUGUCCGGGAUCCAAGGCUUAUAAAAGAUGACCUCUGGUACACACACGUCGACUACGAGAUCUGUUUACAUACCAAUAGCAUGUGUUUUCGAAAGAAGACUUCCUGUGUAAGGCGACGUUACAGUGACUUUGUUUGGCUGCGAAAUUGUCUGGAACAGAAUGCUCUGAUCAUAGAAUUACCCAAGUUGCCAUCCUGGAACCCCUUCUUCAGUCCAAGGAACGCAGAGCAGGUCUCACAGAGGAUGAACGUCAUGCAGAAGUUUUUAGAAACUGUUCUUCAUAAACCUUUGUUGUUAUCGGACAGUCGACUCCAUCUGUUCCUCCAGUCAGAUCUCAGUAUUUCAAAGAUCGAAAGGUGUGUGCUUGGUAAGACCAGGUACACAGUGGCUGAAGCCAUACAACGUUGCAGGAACGGUUACAUCAGUAGAUUAGAGGACAAGGCCUCCUGUGACUCUGACUGUGAAAGCUCUUCAUCGUCAGGCUUGGGACAAGUGUGGACACUCGAUUGCGAAGAGGCCUCCUCUGCUUCUUUGAGUCCCCUUGAGUCCUCUGACAAGACUCAGAGUUGUUCAGCUGACUUUCAGAACCCCAAACCCCAGUCAUUGCACCCUGAAGCACAGCAGUUGUACUUGGGCACCUGUUUGGACAUAAGUCAUCAAUGUGUGUCGACCUGUUUGUGAUACUUCAUGAAGCUCUUGUUUUUGUUAAGUUAACUUUCAAAGAGCAAAAAGCUUUUUUUUUUUUUUUAAACUUUUGUUAACUUCAUUUGUUUCUUUGGAAUUAGUUUUAAUAAUUUGCUUUAGUUUUGUCUUAAAAGUACUACCAUUGUAA